AAAUUAAAAGUGUUUUUAUAAUUGCUGUACACUUUGAUUUUUGUAUAACAUAUUGUAUUUAAAAUUACGGAUUUUUAAAACACGUAUAUACAAUAGCUUAUGAUACAUUGUAUAAACAAUAGCUAGAGAUGAACUGUCUCUUAGCAUGCUUGUCGAGCGAUUAAAAGAUACGAAAAAUUCGGGGACAAACUUCUCGCGCUGAGUGGACAGACAGUCUAAACACGGUGAAUUCAUUAAAUGACGAACAACUCCGCCAGCUGGGAAUUAAUAUAUUCGAGCGACGAUCACGAGAGUGUACGAGGAGCGAGCGAGUAACGUUAUUUUGAAGCAAUUCUGUUUUCAUAUCUGAUACGAUUAGAUUAUAAACAUGAUUGCAUUAAUCGAUUUAAUAUCUUUAUUUACAUAAAAGCAUAAAGUGCGAGGAUACAAAAUCUUUUGGGCAGUAUCUAUCUUUUUAUUCGAGACCUUAUCAUGAAAAUCAAUUAUAUGCAACUGCCUGUAAAGGCACAUUAUUUCUUUUUCAUGGCAGCAAUGGGUCCUAUUUUACCGUUCCUGCCAGUUUAUGGCAAGCAACUGGGUAUCUCAUCAUUAGUUAUGGGCAGCAUUACCGCAGUUUUACCUAUUCUAUUUCUAAUCUCGAAACCAGCAUUCGGCUUUGUCGUAGACUAUUUUCGCACCUGGAGAAAAUUGAUAUUUAUAAUAUUGCUGGCUACGACAAGUGGCUGUUACAUUUUGAUGUACUUUCUGCCAGUAUUGCCGGGUCCGAUGCUACCAGAUCAUCAGUUUCAAAACAUCUCGUGCUCAUCCUUGCCGUCUUGCGAUAUGGACUUUCAUACUUCAGCAAUAGUAUCAUGUAACGGAACGAAAGAUACUACAUGUCAUUGGAUAUGCAAGGAUACGAAUUUUUCCACGCGAGUGUCUUUUCAUGCAGUUGAAGGAGAAGUACUUAUUUCACCGAAUACUACAUGUCUCUUAAAUAUUAAUGAAACGUCAUCGUGUCAAGAAGAGAUAACAAUUAAUUGCAAUGUUACUUGUGAUAAUUUCGAGGAUACUCAAUGUCUGUAUACUUCCAUUACUUUCUGGGGAUUUAUUCUCUUAAUGUCACUUGGCAACAUCGGUUUUAAUGUUUCCAAUUGUAUAAGCGAUGCGAUUUGUUUUGACAUAUUAGGUGAAGGUGGGCAAAUGGGAUACGGUAGGCAACGAGUAUGGGGUACAGUUGGUUUUGGUAUCGCCGCAUUUCUAGCCGGCUACACAGUAGAUUUGUGGUCGCACGGAGGAAUCUAUAAAACUUAUACACCUGCGUUUCUUCUCGUGCUUACAUUCACUUGUAUGGAUUUAAUUUGCUGCCAAAAACUGGAGCUGCCACUUAUGUCAGAUUCGAAAAGUAUAUUAAAGGAUGUAUACGCGCUUUUAAAAUUGAAACCUAUCGUUAUAUUUUUAUGUUUUGCUACUCUCGCCGGCAUUCUUGAUAGCUUCAUAAUUUACUUUUUGUUUUGGUAUUUAGAAGAUCUUGCUAUGACAACCGGUUAUAUGGGUGAAAUUAAAUUAAUAGAGGGUUUAAUAGUAGCCGCAGAAACUCUCGGUGGCGAGAUAAUAUUCUUCUCAUUAUCUGGUAAAAUAUUAAAGAAAUUUGGAUAUGGUUACACCUUUACAUUUUGCUUUGUAUCCUACGCAUUGCGUCUAGGAUUAAUAUCUUUCGCGCCAACGCCAUGGUGGGUACUUCCGAUAGAAUUUUUUAUGCAAGGACCAUCAUACGCGCUCUGCUACACGACAAUAGUAGCGUACGCGAGCGCGGUAUCACCACCUGGCACAUCAGCCACUGUUCAAGGGAUAGUAGCAGGAAUGGACGAUGGUUUCGGAUUUGCGGUUGGUAGUUUAAUAGGAGGUAUCUUGUACAACAAAGUGGGUGGUGCAAUCACUUUAAGAAUAUUUUCAAUACUCGCAAUAUUUUCCGCAUUAAUGUACCUCAUUCUUCACAAUUUGUACUUAAAAUAUAAGACACCAGAUACACGAAAUAAUGUUGAAUGGAAAAAGCCUGAAGAUGCACGGAGGCAUUGUGUUGUAGCAGAAACGUAAAUACAAGCGUUUUAUACAA
Molecule: messenger RNA, 2095 nt
Organism: Camponotus floridanus (Florida carpenter ant)
Lineage: Eukaryota; Metazoa; Arthropoda; Insecta; Hymenoptera; Formicidae
Product: major facilitator superfamily domain-containing protein 6
Exons: 11
Coding region: 472-2076 (534 amino acids)
Cellular component (GO): membrane
Molecular function (GO): transmembrane transporter activity
Source: RefSeq, a predicted model, not a curated record